This is a messenger RNA of Trypanosoma theileri, 798 nucleotides long. RefSeq lists its product as uncharacterized. The transcript has a single exon. The record is from RefSeq and is a predicted model, not a curated record. The coding region runs from base 1 to 798 and encodes 265 amino acids. NCBI's taxonomy places the organism in Eukaryota, Euglenozoa, Kinetoplastea, Trypanosomatida, Trypanosomatidae.
AUGAUCGGAGGUAGCAACUAUGAAGAAAAAAACUGUAUUGAUUGGCGAGAAAAUAGAAAGAUUGAUAAUUUUAAGCCAAAGACUUCACUAGAACAACUUCAAAGAGAAGACCUCGCUGAACCAAGAAGGGAAAUAGGUGAACAAGGUCGAGAAAACAACGUUCUUAAUGCUGCAGAGAGUGGUCAAUCACAAGUGACUGCCGCGGUACAAGUAAGUAAAGUGAGUACAUCAGAACCAACAGAUCAACCAACUAACAAUUCUGAGUCGAGUGAUCCCCCGCAAGACGGUGCUACUACACUGGCUACUCCGAUUUCAAAAACAGGACAAAGUACAACUACACAACCAGACCAAUCUCAAGGUUCAAGUAAAGCACCACAAGCACACCAAGGAUCAGCGAAUACUACAGAGGAUCACCGUGCACCUGCUGACUCUAAUACUACCCAGGAACCAUCUCCUGAAGGUGCGACUUCCACAGAUGGUUCACAAGAGAAAACCAAUACUGACUCAACGGCCAACAUAAACACUACCACCACAACAACAACAACAUUUCCUCCUGCCAACGCAGUCUCUGAAGGAAAUGGCGAUGCUUCUGCAGCCACCACCAACAACAUUAACAGCGAAGCACCAACCAACUCUUCAUCUCCAUCUCCUGUACCUAACGCAGAGAUCAGCACCAACACCACCGCUCCCACUAUGCAGAACAAGGGUAACGCUGACAGCAGUGUCAGUCAUGUGUGGAUGCGCACUGCAGCACCGCUGUUGAUUGUGGCUGUGUUGUUCUCCUCUACUGUGUACUGA